CCUCCCGCGCGCGUCAGAGCGCUGGGGAAGGAGGGCCCCGGAGCAUCAUGGGAGAUGUAGUCCCCCGCGCCUGCCGCUACUGAGGGGAUUUAAAGGCCCCCGGGGCGAGCGCUGCGGCUGCUGCUACCGUUCCCCGGUGUCGAGUGCGGGGCAGGUGGGCGCUGCUGCCUUCGGAGGGGGACGCGGCGGGAUGGCCGCACUUGCUGCGGGAAAGGGUGAGAGCUCUGAGUUCCGGUGUAAGAGAAAAGAGACGUGGCGAAAUUGCUGUAUAUCUCUGCCCUAUAAGCACAUCUCUCAUUUAGAUUGAAAGGAAUCAAGGCAUCAGAAAGGGUGAAGCCUCUUAAAAUAUAUUUGAAGCUGCACAAACCAUGCAGGAUGAUUUACUGAUGGACAAAAGCAAAGCCCAGCCCCAGCAGCAGCGGCAGCAGCAGCAGCAAGAUCCAAACGCAGCAGAAACCCCUUCUACACCCGUCUCAUCAGAGACGUCUAAACCGGAGGACAGCAGCCCAGUGACUAGUAUCGGCACAGCAACUUCUGUCCAAAAUAGCAAGGAGAAGAUGCAGAUGGAGUCCCCCAUCUUGCCUGGCUUAAGUUUUCACCAGCCUCAGCAGGAACCUACACCCGGCACCUCCUUGUCUCCGUCUUUCGGCAGCACCUGGUCUACAGGGACCACAAACACAGUGGAUGAUAGCUUUUUCCAAGGGAUUACCCCAGUCAAUGGCACAAUGCUUUUCCAGAAUUUCCCUCACCAUGUCAACCCGGUGUUUGGUGGCACUUUCUCUCCCCAGAUCGGCCUAGCUCAGACUCAGCACCACCACCAUCAGCAGCAGCAAGCCCAACAGCAGCAGCAAAGGAGAUCACCUGUGAGUCCCAAUCAGGCACCUUUUGCCCAGAGAAAUGCUGCUUACAGCCAUCAGCCCAUUAUGACCAGCAAACCGUCUUCCUCCUCUGCCUCUUCCUCUUCCUCCUCCAGCUGGAAUAACCACCAAAAUGCAGCCUGGAAUACACCUUCCAACCCCUGGGGUGGGUUGCAAGCUGGCAGGGACCCUCGAAGGGCAGUAGGAGUGGGGGUUGGGGUAGGAGUGGGGGUUGGGGUGCCUUCCCCCCUCAAUCCUAUUUCACCCCUCAAAAAACCUUUCUCCAGCAAUGUCAUUGCUCCUCCGAAGUUCCCACGGGCUCCACCCUUAACCCCCAAAUCCUGGAUGGAGGACAAUGCCUUCAGGACCGACAAUGGCAACAGUCUGUUGCCUUUUCAGGACCGGAAUAGGCCCUAUGACACUUUUAACUUGCACUCUUUGGAAAAUUCCUUAAUGGAUAUGAUAAGGACUGAUCAUGAGCCUCUGAAAGGUAAACACUACCCUCCCAGUGGCCCACCAAUGAGUUUCGCUGAUAUAAUGUGGAGGAAUCAUUUUACAGGGCGUAUGGGAAUAAACUUCCAUCAUCCAGGAACAGAUAAUAUUAUGGCUCUCAACACCAGGAGCUAUGGGCGGAGAAGAGGUCGGUCUUCACUCUUUCCUUUUGAAGAUGGCUUCCUAGACGACAGUCACGGUGAUCAGUCUUUAUCAUCUGGUCUCAGCUCUCCAACUCGCUGUCAGAAUGGUGAAAGAGUGGAACGCUAUUCUAGAAAGGUGUUUGUUGGAGGUCUGCCUCCUGACAUUGAUGAAGAUGAAAUCACUGCCAGCUUUCGUAGGUUUGGACCUCUUGUGGUGGACUGGCCUCACAAAGCUGAAAGCAAGUCAUAUUUUCCACCUAAAGGUUAUGCCUUUUUGCUGUUCCAAGAGGAAAGCUCUGUACAAGCGCUGAUAGAUGCCUGUCUGGAAGAAGAUGGAAAACUUUACCUAUGUGUGUCAAGCCCCACCAUCAAGGACAAACCAGUGCAAAUUCGACCUUGGAACCUAAGUGACAGUGAUUUUGUAAUGGAUGGUUCUCAGCCGUUGGACCCAAGAAAAACUAUCUUUGUAGGGGGAGUUCCACGUCCCCUCCGAGCUGUUGAACUGGCAAUGAUUAUGGACCGUUUAUAUGGAGGUGUCUGCUAUGCUGGCAUUGAUACGGACCCAGAAUUGAAGUACCCAAAAGGUGCUGGCAGAGUGGCUUUCUCCAAUCAGCAGAGCUAUAUUGCUGCUAUUAGUGCUCGCUUUGUCCAGCUCCAACAUAAUGACAUUGAUAAACGGGUGGAAGUGAAGCCAUAUGUGUUGGAUGAUCAGAUGUGUGAUGAAUGCCAGGGCACUCGCUGUGGUGGAAAAUUUGCUCCAUUCUUCUGUGCCAAUGUUACCUGUUUGCAGUAUUACUGUGAAUACUGCUGGGCAAGCAUACACUCUCGUGCUGGGCGAGAGUUCCACAAACCACUGGUGAAGGAGGGAGGUGACCGGCCACGCCACGUUCCAUUCCGCUGGAGCUGAACCCUAUGCUUAAACCCAGCAGCAAGUACUGGAGUAGAUAAAAUCGAGGGGAAAAGAAGAGAACGCUGCCUCAGGGCUUAGUAUUCUGGAAAUCUGUGCAUUUGUCCUCGACUUUAAUGAAGAUAUGGGUCUUUUUAUUACUAUUAUUAUUAUUUACAGUCACAUUACUGAACUCAGUGUCCAGUAUAAUACAAACCGGCAGAGUGUAACUGUACUGAUUUUGCACUUUGAUUCACACAAA
This is a messenger RNA of Mauremys reevesii (Reeves's turtle), 2640 nucleotides long. RefSeq names its product cytoplasmic polyadenylation element binding protein 3 (gene CPEB3). Gene Ontology annotation, molecular function: mRNA regulatory element binding translation repressor activity; ribosome binding; translation factor activity, RNA binding. The transcript is spliced from 12 exons. Bases 369 to 2399 code for a protein of 676 amino acids. Lineage: Eukaryota; Metazoa; Chordata; Testudines; Geoemydidae. Gene Ontology annotation, biological process: negative regulation of cytoplasmic translation. The record is from RefSeq and is a predicted model, not a curated record. Gene Ontology annotation, cellular component: cytoplasm; nucleus; synapse.